Messenger RNA from Penicillium samsonianum, 891 nucleotides. RefSeq names its product amidohydrolase family protein. The coding region runs from base 1 to 891 and encodes 296 amino acids. The record is from RefSeq and is a predicted model, not a curated record. Gene Ontology annotation, cellular component: cytoplasm. Lineage: Eukaryota; Fungi; Ascomycota; Eurotiomycetes; Eurotiales; Aspergillaceae. Gene Ontology annotation, molecular function: carboxy-lyase activity; hydrolase activity. Gene Ontology annotation, biological process: secondary metabolic process. The transcript has 2 exons.
AUGGCACCAAAAACCGCCCAAUACCCCAUUGUUGACGUGUGGGCGAAUCUCCCUGGACUGGGAGCCGCCAUCCCUGAAGUUGCUCGUCUGUUCGCUUACAGCCACUCCGACCCGGAGGUCGCCGACAAAAAGCGAUCACCCGAGGAGGUCAUCGCGUUGAUGGACGAAGCAGGAGUUUCCCAUAUUUGUUUAUCCGCAUGGAGUCGCCCGGGGAAGAUGAUAUUUUCCAAUGAAGAGGUUGCCCAGUACACUCGCGCCUACCCGAAGCGAAUCUUUGGUCUAGCUGCUGUGGAUCUUCACAAUCCCGUGAAGGCUGUCAAAGAGCUGGAACACUACGUUCGAACUGAAGGCUUUGUCGGUUUAAGGGUGGUGCCUUGGCUAUGGAACCUACCGCCGACUGACCCACACUAUUGGCCUCUUUUUGUCAAGUGCAUCGAGCUUGAUGUUCCGUUUUUGACCCAAGUCGGUCACACCGCACCUGCGUGUCCAAGUGAGGUUGGGCGUCCGAUCCCGUACAUCGAUACUAUCGCACUGAAAUUCCCAGACUUGAAGAUCAUCAUGGGCCAUAUCGGAUAUCCUUGGGCCGCGGAGACCACGGCUGUUGCCUGGAAGCACAAAAAUGUCUAUAUAGACACAAGCGCAUGGUCUCCAAAGUAUUAUGCUCCGGAGUUUAUCACGUUUGCCAACACCACAGGCAAGGACAAAGUGAUGUUUGGAACAAACUUUCCGCAGUUGGGAUGGAAGGACUGCGUUGAUAAAGUCAACACCCACCUGGUUGGGACCAAGGGUGGGUUUCGAGAUAGUGUGGUGAAGGGCUUUAUGGGUGGGAAUGCUCUGCGAGUUUUAAAACUGCCGGAGACAGAUCUACAAGGACCACGGUCAAAUCUUUGA